AUGCCAGCCAAUGUUGCUAAUCCGAUCCUAUCCGAUAUUUACCCGAAUUUUAAUCUCAUAAGGUAUACGGAAGAUUCAGAACUAGCUACCUUGGACAUCGGCAGAAAUUUGGAUUUGAAAACUGAUCCAUCGUGUCAGACUCACUUCCUCUUCUUUUCAUCCAUCUCAAAGCCCGCUCCUCGAAGCCGACUUCAUGAUAGUUGUUGUGUAGCUCAUCUUCACCUCCGUCGUCGAACCGUCGCCAAAAAACUCAAAUCGAUAUCGGCUUGCAUUCGUGCUUUCGACGUCAUGGGAGUAAACUCUUCGGGUCUUGAAGAGAAUCUUUUCGACUUUGGUCUGCGGCGACUCUCUUCUGAUGGCUUGACCGGAUCGACGACUUGCGAGUCUUGUAGUUCUUCUAUACUGGUUGCCGCUGGACGCGGGACCGAGAUUUCCCGCGAACUCGAUCGAACUGUGUCGUCGGAGUUGGAGGUUGGUGAGGACAUUUUCAUUGUCCUGUACUCGUGCUGUCGGGAGAAAGUAUUGUAUUCUUGGGUAUGCUUUGAAGUCCCUCAUCGUCUAUGCCUCAUCCCUUGCUCUGAUCCUCUGAGAAUCUCCGAGCUGAAGGAGGCUCGGCCGAGCAAUUCAGAGCUGCACAGUCCAGAAACCGGACUAGAUAUGAGAUAUGAGUCGGAAGAGGAGACGAGAGAAUAA
Pseudocercospora fijiensis CIRAD86 is the source of this 693-nucleotide messenger RNA. RefSeq lists its product as uncharacterized. The record is from RefSeq and is a predicted model, not a curated record. NCBI's taxonomy places the organism in Eukaryota, Fungi, Ascomycota, Dothideomycetes, Mycosphaerellales, Mycosphaerellaceae. The transcript has 7 exons. The coding region runs from base 1 to 693 and encodes 230 amino acids.